UCUGUUCUGACCCUCUCUGCAGUAUGUUUGCUCAUUAGUGCUGCACUGAUCCGCUGGUCUUACAGUUAAACCUGUCAGAUCUUUUUCAGUGUUCAGUGAUGAUUGGGAGAUGAUGGGACUGCUGGUGCUCUGUCUGUUUGCAGCCGUGUUCAACUACAUCUCUGCCUCUACAGAUGUCUGCACCAAUUCCCUCCUACCUGGAGCUAAAGGAGACCAAGGUGAGAUUGGAGAGGAGGGCGAUCAGGGAAAACUGGGGAAGAAUGGACCACCAGGACUUCCAGGAGUGCCAGGAGAUACAGGGCUUGAAGGAGAGGUGGGUCACACAGGAAAGAUGGGGCGUAUUGGAGACAAAGGUGACAAAGGUGAUACAGGUUUGGAAGGGCCCUCUGGUUUAAAAGGGAAACCAGGCACAACAUGUGACUGUGGCAGGUACAGGAAGGUGGUUGGACAGCUGGAUGUCAAUGUAGGCAAGCUGAGGAAUGCUGUUAAGUUUGUGAAGAAUGUCAUCUUGGGGCUGAAGGAAACAGAAGAGGGGUACUACCUGCUGGUGAAGGAGCCCAAAAGAUUCAGAGAGGCUUCAAUGAACUGCAAGCUAAGAGGAGGCACCCUGGCCAUGCCAAAAACCAGCAACACCAACCGUCUCAUGGCAGACUAUGUCAGUCAGGCGGGACUGACAAGAGUUUAUGUAGGAGUGCAGGCUCAAAGCAGGGACUCAGAUGGAGCAAGCAGUUAUGUUUAUGCAGACUCCAGCCCUCUGCAGGGGUUUGCAGCUUGGAGCCAAGAGGAGGAGCUCAAUUCCAGAUCUCCCAGCACAAACUCAAGCUGCGUGGAGCUGCUCAGCACUGGAACAUGGGGCCACGUGGAGUGUGAAGCCACCAUGUUUUUCAUCUGUGAGUUCCCAAAGAGCAGGAGAAGAGGAGGAGGAGCAGGAGGAGGUGGAAGAGGGACACCUGCUUCGGCAUCAUCAUGAGUCAAUGAGACAUUUAUGCUUGCAUGCAAAAGUAUACAUAUAUAGUUUGUUAUAUAGAAUUGGCAAUUUAUUUGAUACAUGUAUGUAAUAAGAAAAAAGUGAAAUGAAAAAUAAAUUGUGUCUGCAUAAUCAGAUAGGGUUGCUUUCCUUGAAGAAUGGAACAAUGGCAUUACACCAUAACAGAGAGACAUUAUUAUUAAUUCACUAUGUACCAUUGUCCCUGUGUCAAGCGUCCCGGCAUUUGUUUCCUGUGAGUUCUGUUGGAAUUAUUCUUUGGACCAUGUCUGGAUUCUGGACUUUGAACUUUGCCUGCUCCCUGUCAGAUUUGUUUAGCCUUGUUGGACUUAUUCCCUGGUUUCGACCACUGCCGGCCUGUAUCCUGUGUAAGUUUUUCUUUUCCAAUAAAAUGUAUUAAACUACA
Messenger RNA from Siniperca chuatsi (mandarin fish), 1391 nucleotides. It is a transcript of the gene colec10, whose product is annotated as collectin sub-family member 10 (C-type lectin). Bases 110 to 970 code for a protein of 286 amino acids. The transcript has 8 exons. Lineage: Eukaryota; Metazoa; Chordata; Actinopteri; Centrarchiformes; Sinipercidae. The record is from RefSeq and is a predicted model, not a curated record.